This is a messenger RNA of Arctia plantaginis, 267 nucleotides long. The record is from the annotation of a GenBank genome assembly. Lineage: Eukaryota; Metazoa; Arthropoda; Insecta; Lepidoptera; Erebidae.
AUGAUGUGGAAUGAGGUGGUGAUGUUCUUGCUCGAAUUCUUAGCAGCAUUGUGUGCGGUAGCAGUGUGCGGUCCGUGCCUACUGGCCUGUGCCAGGCGGUUGAUAAUAGGAGACGAGCUGUUGCAGAGAGGAGGGCAAGGGAUCCACGAAGCUGACAUACUCGGUUGUGAUGAGCCCGCUUGCCCCUACUACAAAAAGAAUGUAAAGUAUCUCAUGGUACCAGCCAGAAGACGACAGUACGGCUCACCGACUCGACAAUGUUCAUAG